Messenger RNA from Desarmillaria tabescens, 1377 nucleotides. RefSeq lists its product as uncharacterized. The transcript has 6 exons. The record is from RefSeq and is a predicted model, not a curated record. Bases 1 to 1377 code for a protein of 458 amino acids. Lineage: Eukaryota; Fungi; Basidiomycota; Agaricomycetes; Agaricales; Physalacriaceae.
AUGUCACAGUGGUCACAACAGCCAGACCAGACAAUCUCAUUACUUUCCCGGCAGGGCACUAUGAAAAUCUUUGACAUUGGUCUUGCAAGAUCUUGCACUGCUGCCCAAUGCCCCCUAUCAUGCAGAGCGAAUCUCAACCACUCCCACUGUCCACUCUCUUUCGUAAUUCUCAAACAGCCCAUCAACGUCCCAAACCUGCACCACAGGCCGAUCCUGCUAACACACAAUCAGCAGCUGGUCCCACAGCAGUAUCCACCAGCAUCCAAGCCCCCAUCCCAUGACGCAAUCCGGCUCACCACCACUGGUCUGCUUCAGGAAAACACCCCAAGGCCCAAUACUCAGGCGGUCACUCUUUCCCAACCUUUUGUCAGACCAGAAACGUCCGUCGCUGGCCUGCUAUCCCAUGGCUUCAACUUGAACAUGUUCCUUGGAAUGCUUCCCACAUCAUCGAGAAACACCGCCUUCGUUGGAUCCAACAUGACAGGGUGUAAGAAAGCAUCCACCAUGCGAAUGGCAUGGGGACAUGGCGAAGCACCUACAUGUCACGUCCUCAUCUAUCCCUUUCUCAGUCCAGAGCAUCGUCAACAAGCCAUCAAGGAUGCAGAUCCUAGCAUUCAAACUGGAUACCCACUCCCCCAGUCUGACAUAUACCAUCUCAAGCAUGUUGACGUCGCACCGUUUUGGGAGCACAUGCAAAAGCUUGAUCUUUGCAUCACCUUCUAUGCCAAUGCUAACGACAAUUACAGGACAAUUCAUGAUAAACUUCUCACACAUAAUGCAAUGGCUGGGAAGCUCCAGAUCCCCAGCCUCAAGACUGACGACCUGGCUAAUCUCAGCUUUCAAAACAUGGGCUGGUGUUUCCUACAGCUCAUGUCCCACAAAGGGGAUCCAUCUCUUCUUGUUGUCAACAAGAAAAUUAAUGAGGGUCAGGCCACAAUUGACCAUUUCAUCCGCCACGGAAGCCUGGAGUCCAAGUUUCUGCCCAAACGUGGCAAAAAUCAUUCAGCUGUGCUUGGUCAGUUUACCCUGGUGAUUGGUGAUAUUAACUCGCAGGAAAAUAUUUCCAGCUCCGACCCGAGGCCCCAUCUGCCACAAUCUCCAAAACAGGAACUUUGGGGCGGCAGUUUUGAUGAGAACUCCUUGCCCUCCCUAUGUGCAUGCAGAGGCUUGCCACCCAAUCAUCUUGCCCCUGAGCUGACGAUUACGGCAGGAAUCCCUCGUUGUCCCCAACUUACCGAUGACGCCACUUCACUGGCGGAAGAACCACAGCCAACUGCCCCCACUGCCAUUGCCCCCCCCCUUAUUACGCUGGAGAAAUUUGGCCACAACCUCGUGAUGCAGAGCGGUGACACGUGCGCAACACGUUCAUACGUGUAA